Molecule: messenger RNA, 980 nt
Organism: Nothobranchius furzeri (turquoise killifish)
Lineage: Eukaryota; Metazoa; Chordata; Actinopteri; Cyprinodontiformes; Nothobranchiidae
Gene: pnhd
Product: pinhead
Source: RefSeq, a predicted model, not a curated record
CUGAGGAGCAGAUUCACAGCAAAGUCAUGACCAUCUUCCAACAGUUUCUUCUUCCCCUCUUUGUAAUCCAACUUAUCUUGAGGGGAGUCUCAAAUAAGCACAUUCAAAGAAACCUGUUCACGCAACGAUUGUGCUGCAGAAGACAGAGUCACUUUGUGUACAUUGGAAAAGACAUCUCUGGUAGUCCUGUAAAUGUAGACGUGGGGAUGUGCAAAACACACUGUGGAACAACAAUAAGGCCCUCACAUGACGCAGGACAGCAGGAAUACGUGAAAUAUGCCUCAAUGCUGGAAUUCCUCAGGAGCAAAAGGAUGAAGACCCACGGACCCGCUGCCUCGGAGAGCUCGGUGCCGCUGAGCCAGGUGCCUUCGUGCGGGAUGAACCAGGUGUGUGAGCCGACCGCGACGCGAGUGGACCGGAUGCUGCUGUUCGACGGAGCCCGAGAGGUGGAGGUCAUCCAGGAGUGUCAGUGCGAAAUAAAGCUGACCCAGUGCCUCCGAGUCCCAGCACUGAAGACGUACUACUCAGAAACACCGUAUGAGACGGUGCUGGACGUGGGAGGAUGCUCCCGGUCCAAAGCAUCCACAGAGAGAUUCUCCUGCGUUCCCACCAAGUUUGACUCAGCGCUGCUGGAAACUCCAAACCAAGUGGAUUUGAUCCAGACUGUGGUGGCUUGUGAGCUGAAGGAGAGCUGCUACAGGGUCCCAUAUGUGGAGUAUUAUUAUGAAACUGUCUUCCAUGGAGACGGAGUCAAAGAGGAGAGGCUAAAAGAAAUAGACGUAGGCAGAUGUUUGGGAGGCUGCUCAACAGGAAACCGGUGUCUUCUCAGGAGUCCAGAUGACCCAGAAAACUGCCACUUGUGGAGCGAGAGCCACACCAGCUCUUGUGUUCCUCAAGGAUAUGGAAGCCACAGCUUCAUCAGCCAGCAUGGACAGCUGCGCACCAUCCUCUCCAUCUCCUCCUGCAUGUGCCAAAACUAA